Messenger RNA from Protopterus annectens (West African lungfish), 1353 nucleotides. Its product is annotated as loricrin-like. The coding region runs from base 1 to 1353 and encodes 450 amino acids. NCBI's taxonomy places the organism in Eukaryota, Metazoa, Chordata, Ceratodontiformes, Protopteridae. The record is from RefSeq and is a predicted model, not a curated record. The transcript has a single exon.
AUGCCCCUUUUCUCUAUUAAUGCUUGUGGGGGCUGUGGAGUCAUUGCUGCUUAUAGGGGCUGUGGUACCACUGGAACUUGUGGUGGUCAUGGUGUCAUUGCUGCUUACAGGGGCUGUGGUACCACUGCAACUUGUGGUGGUCAUGGAGUCAUUGCUGCUUAUAGGGGCUGUGGUACCACUGCAACUUGUGGUGGUCAUGGAGUUAUUGCUGCUUAUAGGGGCUGUGGUACCACUGCAACUUGUGGUGGUCAUGGUGUCAUUGCUGAUUAUAGGGGCUGUGGUACCACUGCAACUUGUGGUGGUCAUGGUGUCAUUGCUGAUUAUAGGGGCUGUGGUACCACUGCAACUUGUGGUGGUCAUGGUGUCAUUGCUGCUUAUAGGGGCUGUGGUACCACUGCAACUUGUGGUGGUCAUGGUGUCAUUGCUGCUUAUAGGGGCUGUGGUACCACUGCAACUUGUGGUGGUCAUGGUGUCAUUGCUGUUUAUAGGGGCUGUGGUACCACUGCAACUUGUGAUGGUCAUGGUGUCAUUGCUGCUUAUAGGGGCUGUGGUACCACUGCAACUUGUGGUGGUCAUGGUGUCAUUGCUGCUUAUAGGGGCUGUGGUACCACUGCAACUUGUGGUGGUCAUAGUGCCAUUGCUGCUUAUAGGGGCUGUGGUACCACUGCAACUUGUGGUGGUCAUGGUUUCAUUGCUGCUUAUAGGGGCUGUGGUACCACUGCAACUUGUGGUGGUCAUGGUGUCAUUGCUGCUUAUAGGGGCUGUGGUACCACUGCAACUUGUGGUGGUCAUGGUGUCAUUGCUGCUUAUAGGGGCUGUGGUACCACUGCAACUUGUGGUGGUCAUGGUGUCAUUGCUGCUUAUAGGGGCUGUGGUACCACUGCAACUUGUGGUGGUCAUGGUGUCAUUGCUGCUUAUAGGGGCUGUGGUACCACUGCAACUUGUAGUGGUCAUGGUGUCAUUGCUGCUUAUAGGGGCUGUGGUACCACUGCAACUUGUGGUGGUCAUAGUGUCAUUGCUGCUUAUAGGGGCUGUGGUACCACUGCAACUUGUGGUGGUCAUGGAGUCAUUGCUGCUUAUAGGGGCUGUGGUACCACUGCAACUUGUGGUGGUCAUGGAGUCAUUGCUGCUUAUAGGGGCUGUGGUACCACUGCAACUUGUGGUGGUCAUGGUGUCAUUGCUGCUUAUAGGGGCUGUGGUACCACUGCAACUUGUGGUGGUCAUGGUGUCAUUGCUGCUUAUAGGGGCUGUGGUACCACUGCAACUUGUGGUGGUCAUGGUGCCAUUGCUGCUUAUAGGGGCUGUGGUACCACUGCAACUUGUAAUGGUCAUGGUGUCAUUGCUGCUUUGUGA